This is a messenger RNA of Anas platyrhynchos (mallard), 1865 nucleotides long. RefSeq names its product zinc finger containing ubiquitin peptidase 1 (gene ZUP1). NCBI's taxonomy places the organism in Eukaryota, Metazoa, Chordata, Aves, Anseriformes, Anatidae. Gene Ontology annotation, molecular function: ubiquitin-like protein peptidase activity. The record is from RefSeq and is a predicted model, not a curated record.
AGCCUCGGCGGGAGGAGGAGGAGGAGGAGAAGGAGGCGGCGGCGGGCUCGGCUGCCCCGCUGGGGAAUGGCGGCGGCGGUCCCUGUGAGGCGCUGAGGCGGCGGCUGCCAUGUUGGUGUGCGACGGCUGCGGGCGGGCGCUGCCCUGCGAGGCGGCGCGGCGGCAUCCCCGCUGCUCGCCCUGCCAGCGGCUCUGGCGCCACUCGGCAGCGGCCCGGCCGGAGGCGGCGGGGAGGGAGCCGGGAGCGCACGGGUGGAGGCUGCUGGGUGCCCCCGCGGCGGACACGGGAAAUGGUGAACAGCUAUACGAAUGUCCCAUAUGCAGUCUUACCUGUACAAACCUUCAGUUUCUUGAAGAACAUGUGGAUUUACACCUAGAGGAACAUAGCUUUUCAGAAGGUGGAAACAUGAGAGAUCUAGAACUGGCUCAACAGCUCCAACAUGAAGAAGAUAAACAGCAGAGGCUCGAAGAAGAAAAGCGGGAGAAGGAAGAAUUUAAAAAGCUACAGAGGCAGUAUGGCUUGGAUAGUUCUGGAGGCUACAAGCAACAAUUCCUAAAGAACAUGGAAAGGGAAGUUGAUAGAGGAAGGAUGCACCCUUUUGAAUAUCACAAGAGAAAAGCUGACAUGAUGGAAAGUUUGGCUGUCGGUAUAGAUGAUGGGAAAACAAAAACCUCAGGAGUAAUUGAAGCAUUGUGCAAGUACUAUCAGAAUGAAAACAAAGAUGUGAGACGUGUUUGGCUUUCAGCAGGAGUAGAUCACUUCCACUCAUCUUUGGGUGACAAAGGCUGGGGUUGUGGUUACAGGAAUUUCCAAAUGCUCCUUUCCUCACUGCUGCAAAACAGCUUGUAUAAUGACUGCUUGAGAGAUACUGCACUAAUUCCUAGUAUACCGAAGAUUCAGUCCAUGAUUGAAGAUGCCUGGAAAGAAGGCUUUGAUCCUCAUGGGGCAUCUCACUUCAACAACAGAUUACGUGGUUCCAAGGCAUGGAUAGGAGCAUGUGAAAUUUAUUCACUGUUAACCAGUCUCAGGAUAAAGUGUCAAAUUAUUGACUUUCACAAACCGACUGGUCCAGCGGGUACGCACCCUCGUUUGUUUGAGUGGAUUUUGCGUUACUAUUCUACAGAUAAUGAAGGUGCUACAAAGGUAGUGUGUACUUCCAGACCGCCUAUCUACUUGCAGCAUCAAGGUCACAGUCGUACUGUUGUUGGAAUAGAAGAGAAGAAAAAUAAAACCUUAUGUUUACUACUGUUUGACCCGGGAUGUCCUUCUCAAGAAAUGCAGAAACUCUUAAAACAAAGCACCGAUGGUACUGGUCUCAAACUACUUCGGAGAUUUGUGGGUGGCUUAAAAGAAAAGCAGUACCAGAUAGUUGCUGUAGAUGGCAUCCUCACACUGGAAGAGAAAACAGCUCUCUGCCAUGCUUCUCGGGUCUUAACAUCAGAGAAGAUUCCUUAAAGGAUGCCUUUACUACCUCUUCCUAGGAAUCUGUUGGAUGUGAAAUAUUAAAUGGGUGGACUGUGACCCUAACUUAACAUUUUCUAGACUUAAAUUAUGCCCUGAACUAAGUUUCAGGGGCCCUGGAAAAGCACAACACUGGCGUUAACCUGUAGUUUUGAUCUUCAGUCAAAACACUUCUGUCCAGAUGAAUCUGUAACUCUUCAGUUUUAGUUCUUACCUUAGUAGAAAACUGGGUAUUUUCUUAGUUGCUUAAAUUGCAAAUUAAUACCCACCUUCCUGUACCAAACUAUUUAGCAUAGUUCACUGUCAAUAAGUAGUGGGUAAACAUACCUUUUUUUAAAAAGCUACCUUUUUUUUGGAGUGCCUGUUGAAAUUUACCUCUGUAAAUAUAUUUAUACCACCUCUA